UUUUAGUAGUGCGCCUAGUUUGUCAGAUCGGAAAUGGGAAAAAAAAACAAAUAUAAAAAAGAGGCGGGAGACCAAGCUCAACCAUCUUCGUCGCAGCAACAAAAAGAUGUUGAAACGAAACCAAAACCUGGGUUUGGUGACCAACCAGAUAAUGUCCCACAAGGCCCCGGGGGCAGUUCUGAUCUUCAACAGAGAGCUGCAAGACAAGCGCAGCAAACUGGUCCACCUCAGCAACAGGGGCAGGCGCAGCAAAGUGCUCCACCUCAGCAGCAGCGGCAAGCGCAGCAAAGUGGUCCACCUCAACAGCAGCGGCAAGCGCAGCAAAGUGGCCCACCUCAGCAGCAAUGGAGGCAACCCACACAGCAGCAACCACAGCUUCAGCAGAGAGGUCCGCAACAACAAAAACAACGUGAACAUCAGCAACAGGAAAGACAGCAGCUAAUUCGACAAGAAGCUGGUGCCAUAGUUAAAAGUUUACCCAAUACAGGCCCUAUUAAGCGCGGAACUAUUGGACGACCUGGUCAAGUAGAAGCUAACUACUUAAAUAUUGAUAUGGCUAAAAUGCCCUCAACAGCCUAUCAUUAUGAUGUAAAAAUUACCCCUGAACGACCAAAAAAGUUUUACCGUGCUGCCUUUGAAAAAUUUCGCGUUCAAUAUCUCGGUGGGCUCGUGGCUGCAUUCGAUGGACGAAGCUCAUGCUAUUCUGUCGACAAACUUUCUGUUCUUAAUGUAGGCAAGGAAGUUGAGGUAAUGGAUCCCAAUGGUCGCGGAAUACACUACACAAUCGAGAUCAAAGAGACAGAUAACUUUGAAAUUGACCUUAGCUCACUCAGAAGUUAUAUGACAUCAAAAAUUUAUGAUAAGCCCAUGCGUGCUUUGCAAUGCUUGGAGGUAGUAUUGGCGGCACCAUGCCAUCAGAAAGCCAUACGCGCUGGCAGAUCCUUCUUUAAAAAAUCUCAAAACGAACCACGAAGAGAGUUGUUUGAUGGCUACGAGGCCUUGGUUGGUCUUUAUCAAACGCUUGUGCUAGGCGAUAAACCUUGCGUAAACGUUGAUAUAUCGCACAAGUCGUUUCCUAUUGCUCUAUCAGUAAUCGAAUAUUUGGAAAAAUAUGGCUAUAGAAACCAGAUCAAUGCGAACACAGAUCUAUCAAAUUCUAUGCGUUCUAUUAUGCCCUUUCUUAAAGGCAUUAACGUUGUGUAUAAGCCGCCAGACUGUUUCGGCAGUUCUCCCCGGUUGUACAAGGUGAAUGGGCUUACACUCAACCCUGCAUCGAAACAGAAAUUUCAGUAUGAAAAUGAAAACAUAACAAUAGCGGACUAUUUCCGGAAGCGAGGGUAUCCGUUAAAGUUCCCAAAUUUAUAUUGUCUCCAUGUUGGGCCUCCUGCUAAAAACAUAUACUUGCCAAUGGAAUUUUGCUCCAUAGAGGAGGGGCAAGCCUUGAACCGUAAAGACGGGGAAAGGCAAGUUGCACAAAUGAUUAAGUACGCUGCCACAUCCACGAACGAGCGCAAGAGAAAAAUUGUUGACUUACUCGAAUACUUCCAACAUAACUCGGAUCCAACCAUUUGCCGCUUUGGUAUACAAAUUGGUUUGCAGUUCAUUGUUGUGCCAACUAGGCUUCUGCAAUCCCCACAAAUAGAGUACAACUCUAAGAUAAUGGAGCCAGUAUUCAAUGGGUCGUGGCGUAUGAUGAAGCGACAAAAUUUUCUUGUCACAAAUCCAAGAGACCAUAAAUGGGCCAUUCUACAUUGCCAAUCAGAUCGUAUGCCGUAUAACAAACUUAUGGAUUUAGCUGAUAUGGUACUGCAGAAUGCUCGGAUUGUUAACGUUAAAUUGGAAGCUAAGCCUGAUAUCAGGCCUUUUUCUGAUGAUGUCGCAUUAGAUAAACAUUUCGCAGACCUUAAAGAAAAUAAGACAGAUUUGGUCUUUGUUAUUAUACCAAAUCGCGGGGUCCCCUACCAUACUAUUAAGCAAAAAGCUGAGCUGAAACAUGGCAUAUUAACCCAAUGCAUUAAAAGUAAUAACGUCGAACGACGCCUUAAUGGACAAUUGAUCGGCAACGUAUUGCUUAAGGUUAACUCCAAACUGAACGGAACAAAUCAUAAGAUUAAGGACGAUCCGAACAUCAGACUUCAGAAUGUUAUGUAUUUAGGCGCAGAUGUGACACAUCCCUCGCCCGAUCAGCGGGAAAUCCCUAGUGUGGUGGGCGUGGCUGCUUCUCAUGACACCUACGGCGCCUGCUAUAACAUGCAGUACCGUUUGCAGCGCUCCACCGUCGAAAACAUAGAGGAUAUGGAAAGCAUUGUUACUGAGCAUUUGAAUAUUUAUCGCAAAUACCAGAAACGCUAUCCGGACCACAUUAUCUAUUAUCGGGACGGCGUUAGUGAUGGACAAUUCCCAAUAGUCAAACAAAAUGAAUUGCGUGCAAUUAAUGCGGCUUGCGCAAAGCUUAAAUUCGCACCAAAAUUGACUUGCAUCAUUGUUGUUAAACGCCACCAUACUCGCUUCUUCCCAAAUGGCCAACCAACUGAUCGCAACAAGUUUAACAACGUGGAACCUGGAACUAUAGUAGAUAGGGUUAUUGUGCAUCCCAAUGAACCACAGUUUUUCAUGGUCAGCCAUCAAUCUAUUCAGGGCACUGCAAAGCCGACACGUUAUAAUAUCAUCGAGGACACCGGAAACUUAGACAUUGAUUUGUUGCAACAGCUGACAUAUAAUUUAUGCCACAUGUUUCCUCGUUGCAAUCGCGCCGUGUCCUAUCCGGCUCCGGCCUAUUUAGCACACUUGGUGGCGGCUCGUGGACGCGUCUAUUUAGGCGGCGCCAAGGGUUUCCGUUCCCCGAAAGAAGAGUACCAAAAAAGAUUGAUUAAAACAGACUUCUUGGAUCGUAACCCCAUGUACUUCGUGUAAAAGUGCAAUUGGAAAAUAUAAUACUUACCUUAAAGCAUAAAACAUAUUAAAUAUUGAUUACUACUGAUUUGUUUUAAAUAAAUACUGGGCUCAUAA
Scaptodrosophila lebanonensis is the source of this 3009-nucleotide messenger RNA. RefSeq names its product protein argonaute-2. The transcript has 9 exons. Gene Ontology annotation, molecular function: RNA binding; protein binding. NCBI's taxonomy places the organism in Eukaryota, Metazoa, Arthropoda, Insecta, Diptera, Drosophilidae. The record is from RefSeq and is a predicted model, not a curated record. The coding region runs from base 34 to 2913 and encodes 959 amino acids.